AUGUUUUAGCCAAAUCUCAUUUUGAAGAACUAAUCGAUGAACUAAAAGCAAAAAAGUUUAGCAUUUUAGUAGAUGAAUCUACAGACAUAGGUGUAGUAAAAAAUAUAUGUGUAUGUGUUAGGUACUUUAGUGAAAAAACAAAUGAGGAACACUAUUUGUAACAUAAUUUUGAAGAAAAAUUGAUAAUUUUGGCAAUAUCGUACCAUAAUUCCUUUACUGGCCGGUGGCAUCACUGAUGCCACGAGUCUUGCAACGUCAACAUGACAUACGGAUGACACCUGGACAACAACAUACUUUUAGGUUAGAAAAAUUGAAAACAAUAAAUUAUUGGAAUCUUCACAGAUUCAGUAAAAAUGAACACGUUAGGUCUUAGUAUGAUAAUGAAAAUGGGUUGCUUUUGUACUAGAGAAUCUGUGAAUAUAAACGGUGUGAAAUACGUUGUAAAAGAAAGGCUUGGAGAAGGAGGGUUUUCUUGUGUGGACUUGGUAGAAAACACUACAACGAAGAAAAAAUACGCUUUAAAAAGGAUAGUUUGUCACAGCAUUGAUGAUCAGAAGACGGCAAUGCAAGAGAUCAAUUAUUAUAAGAAGCUACGACAUCCAAAUAUAAUCGAAUUGAUAGACUCCACUUUUAAAGGUUCAGCAGAUAUUGUUGUCCAAGCAACCUCAGAAGCAUACUUAGUACUGCCUUAUUAUAAACGAGGAACCUUACAUGACUAUUUAACUUUGAGAUCAUUCAGCAAACAUCAUUUAGAUGUUAAGGACAUAAUUAGAAUGUUUUUAGAGAUAUGUGCAGCAAUCAAAUUCCUACAUGAUUUUACUCCAGAUCCUAUAGCACACAGAGAUAUAAAAACUGCCAAUGUUUGUCUCACUGAGCAAGGAGACCCCAUUCUAAUGGAUUUGGGUUCUUGUGCUCCAGCUAAAGUUCAAGUUUGUGGUGCUCAAGAUGCACAGAGAUUGCAAGAUAUAGCUGCAGAAAGGUGUUCUAUGACAUAUAGAGCACCUGAGCUAUUUAACAUAGAAAGUUACUGUGUGAUAGAUCAACGUACUGAUAUUUGGAGUUUAGGUUGUGUUUUGUAUGCAAUGAUGUAUUUUAAAUCCCCAUAUGAUGUUGUUUAUGAAAGAGGCGACUCUGUGAAUUUGGCUGUCAUAUCUGGAACUGUACACUUCCCUGAGGAAACCCCAUUCAGUGAGGAUAUGCAUGGUUUGGUUAGAUUUAUGCUGGAAGUAAAUCCCAACGAACGUCCUUUUAUAGAUAAGGUCAUUGAAAGGGUUCAAGGAUAUAAGAACAAAUUAGAAAUCGUAGCUUAAUGGUAGACCAAUACAAUCUCAAUUAGGUUAAUUUAUUUCCAAUUACUUUGUAAGCAACUAAAGCUGUGAUGUAAGUUUUUUAUAACUUAUUUCUUUUAUAAUCCAGGUAUUAUAUAUUUUAAUUCGCUAACUGAAACCUUUAAUUUUACUGCACAAAAUGCCUUAGAACUUGUACAAAUAGUUUUUCUAAACUGUAUACAAUGUGUAAGCUGUAAAUCGUGAUUUUAGAAUAAAAAGUGUUAAGAUAUUUUAUACAUUUAAUUUAUGUGGAAGAAUCUGAAAUUAAAAAUUGAAUCAAUCUGAGGGUGUUCACCUACCAAUGAUCAGCAUAUGUGCUUGUUUUAAUACCCUAUUCAAACCUCAGUUACACAGCGUCAAAGCAAAUACAUCAUUCUCCGCAUUCAAGUGAUUCUGUUCAUCUAUCGCUGACCAAUAGUAGCAUGAGAG
Acanthoscelides obtectus is the source of this 1757-nucleotide messenger RNA. The record is from the annotation of a GenBank genome assembly. NCBI's taxonomy places the organism in Eukaryota, Metazoa, Arthropoda, Insecta, Coleoptera, Chrysomelidae.